This is a messenger RNA of Marasmius oreades (fairy-ring Marasmius), 777 nucleotides long. RefSeq lists its product as uncharacterized. The coding region runs from base 1 to 777 and encodes 258 amino acids. The record is from RefSeq and is a predicted model, not a curated record. Lineage: Eukaryota; Fungi; Basidiomycota; Agaricomycetes; Agaricales; Marasmiaceae. The transcript is spliced from 2 exons. Gene Ontology annotation, biological process: carboxylic acid metabolic process. Gene Ontology annotation, molecular function: catalytic activity.
AUGUAUCAGCUCCUUUCCUCGAUAAGCUACGAUACAUCUCUACUGUCACUAGGGUGGAAUAACGACCAUGACACUCCCUCUCCUUUUCUCCAACUGCCUUACCAUCAUGAUCGCCUUCUGGACGGCGCCGAACGACAUGGGUGGAGUGUCUCUCUAGCCUUUUCCGAGCUGAAGGAAAAGUGUCUUCAAGCUGUCAAGGCAACGAAAGCGAAAGACGGCCUGGCACUCAAGCUCCGUAUCACGCUCUCUUCAACUGGCGAGCUGAGUAUCACUACUUCUCCCAUCCCUCCUUUGAAGUUGGACCCAUUAUCCGAGGCAUACUUCCUUCCACCGCCUCAAGAUGAUGCGAACUCGGAUUCUUUUGGUGUUCAAAACUCCGGUACCAUCAGUCUAACUCUUGACACUUUACCAACUCCCUCCUCCAUCUUCACUUCCACCAAAACAACGCAGAGGCCACACUAUGACGCUGCUCGUGCGCGUGCUGGUUUAAAAUCCUAUACGGACCCGGUAGACGUGAUUUUGUUUAACGAACAAGGUCUAAUAACGGAAACGUCCAUCGCAAACAUCGCAUUUUAUCGAUCGCCUUACGGUUGGUUGACGCCCGCGAAAGAGACUGGGUGUCUCGAGGGUAUCAUGAGGAGGAAACUGUUGGAGGAACGCAAAAUUAAGGAAGAUAGGGAGGGAACAUUGAAGAAGGAGAAUUUGAAGGACAGGGAGGAGGUUUUGGUGUUUAAUGGGGUUUUUGGGUGUCAGAGGGCACGGAUCAGUUUACGCUGA